Megalops cyprinoides (Indo-Pacific tarpon) is the source of this 3386-nucleotide messenger RNA. It is a transcript of the gene vav3b, whose product is annotated as vav 3 guanine nucleotide exchange factor b. Bases 168 to 2768 code for a protein of 866 amino acids. The record is from RefSeq and is a predicted model, not a curated record. Gene Ontology annotation, cellular component: plasma membrane; cytoplasm. The transcript is spliced from 28 exons. Gene Ontology annotation, biological process: intracellular signal transduction; regulation of GTPase activity; cell migration. Gene Ontology annotation, molecular function: guanyl-nucleotide exchange factor activity; protein binding. Lineage: Eukaryota; Metazoa; Chordata; Actinopteri; Elopiformes; Megalopidae.
AGCAUCAGUAUGUUCGCUUUUCUCUGCGAUGCAAAUGUGGGAAGCGAACAUGGUCCGUGUGUUUCGCUUCCACAACAGUAGGCGGUUUUAGCAGGCGAAUUUUGUUCUGCGAGUGUUUAUUGAAAGUUUAAACUGCAUAAUUGGCUUCGUUGUAAGACAAAGGGGCGAUGGAGUACUGGAGGCAGUGCGCGGUGUGGCUGAUCAGUUGUAGGGUUCUGCCACCGAACCAUCGGGUGACAUGGGAUUCUGCCCAGGUGUUCGAUCUUGCCCAGACACUUCGGGAUGGGGUCCUGUUGUGCCAGCUUCUGAACAACCUGCGACCGCAGUCUAUCAAUCUGAAGGAGAUCAACCUCCGACCACAGAUGUCACAGUUUCUCUGCCUGAAGAACAUUCGGACUUUCCUAAAUGCAUGCUGUGACAUUUUCGGCAUGAAGAAGAGUGAACUGUUCGAGGCGUUCGACCUGUUUGAUGUCCGCGAUUUUGGGAAGGUGGUGGAUACCUUAUCUAAACUCUCACACUCCCCGAUUGCACAACAGAAAGGAAUAAGGCCAUUUCCCACAGAGGAGAGUUUGGAAGAUGAAGAUAUUUAUAACCACCUGGAAGACCUGAUAGAUAAGGAGGUGGAGGAUGAGGAGGACCUGUACGACUGUGUGUAUGGCGAUGAUGAAGGUGGAGAGGUGUAUGAGGACCUGAUGAAGACGGAAGUCAUACCCCAGCCUAAGCAAACUGAGACUGACAUUCGAAGCUGCUGCGUGGCAGAAAUCAGACUCACAGAGGAGAAGUACACAGAAACCCUGGAGUCCAUAGAGAAGUACUUCAUGACCCCCCUCAGGAAGUUUUUGUCGGCGGCGGAAAUCGAUAGAGUCUUCAUCAACAUUCCAGACCUGGUGAAAGUACACAAAAGCCUAAUGCAUGACAUUCAAGACUCUGUCCUCAACAAAAACGGCCAGAACCUCUAUCAGAUUUUCAUAACUUACAAAGAAAGACUACUCAUUUAUGGAAUAUACUGCAGUCAGGUUGAAAUUGCCAUUGCUGUUUUGGACUAUAUUUGCAAAGAGAAAGAGGAUGUUCGUCUGAAACUAGAGGAAUGUUCAAAGAGGGCAAACAACGGAAAGUUUACAUUAAGAGAUCUCCUCGUGGUCCCGAUGCAAAGAGUGUUAAAAUACCAUCUGCUUCUACAGGAAUUAGUCAAGCACACCCAUGACGACACCGACAAGAGCAAUUUGCGGAUGGCGCUGGACGCCAUGAAGGACCUGGCUCAGUACGUUAAUGAGGUGAAGAGGGAUAAUGAGACGCUGCGGGAGAUCGAUCAGUAUCAGAAAUCCAUCGAAAACUUGAAUCAUUCUCUGCGGAACUACGGCAGACCCAAAGGCGACGGGGAGGUGCGGGUGGCCACGGUCGAUAAACGGGCAAAACAAGACCGGCACAUCUUCCUAUUCGAUGUUGCCGUGAUCGUCUGCAAGAGGCGCGGCGACAACUACGAGAUGAAGGAAGUGAUCGACCUCAACCAUUUCAAAAUCACCAACAACCCCACGACGGACAAGGAGAGCAGGAAGUGGUCCUACGGAUUCUACCUCACCCACAACCAGGGGCAGACUGGCUUUGAAUUCUUCUUCAAGACCAGAGAGAUGAAGAAGAAGUGGAUGGAGCAGUUCAGCAUGGCUCUGUCCAACAUCCGCCCAGAGAAUGCCUACAGCAACUUCCACGAGUUCCGAAUGCACACCUUUGAAAAGACCACCUCCUGCAGCUUCUGCCACAUGCUCUUGAGGGGGAUUUUCAAUCAGGGAUACCUGUGUCCAAAAUGUGGGGCAGGGGCCCACAAAGAGUGCCUGGGCAGGUUUGCCUCCUGUGGGAAGGCUAAUCAAGAUCCCAGCCCGCAGCAGAAACCACAGAAAGGGUUUGUAGCAAGAAGACGGAUCGAUCCAGGACUGCCAAAGAUGCUGGCGAUCCGCGACUACUGUGGCGUCCCGAGUCCCUCCUGUGGCCCGCCACUGAAUAUUCAGACCGGUGAUGUCAUCGAGCUCAUCUGUGCUGAUGUACGCUCCUCCUGGUGGCAGGGCAAAAUCCUGGCAACGAGAGAAAUUGGCUUCUUUCCCAAUGACGCAGUGAAGCCAUGCCCGUGCGUCCCGAAGCCGGUUGACUACUCUGCCCAGCUGUGGUUUGCUGGACCCAUGGAGAGGACCCAGGCGGAGGCCGAGCUGAUGGACAGGGAGAGCAGCACCUACCUGGUCAGGCAUCGGAGUAAGGAAUGCACAGAGUAUGCCAUCAGUAUAAAGUUUAACAAUGAAGUGAAGCACAUCAAGAUUUUGACCAAGGAGGGCCUCUUCUAUAUCUCUGAGGGCAAAAAGUUCAAAAGCAUAUUAGAGCUGGUGGAGUACUACAAGCAUCACUCUUUGAAGGAGGGCUUCCGAAACCUGGACACCAUGCUGCUGUUUCCAUUCAAGGUGCCAGAAAAUUCCAGCACGCACAGAACCAACGGACCCAGAGGAAACGCUGCUUUGCUCUGCGGGCUUUCUCUUGUGUCUCCUGCCAGCCACAGCUUUGUGCCUCCUUCCUCCACUCCUUUCUGGUCAGUGUUCACUCCCAAAGUGAUGGGCAUCGCCAUCGCCCGGUACGACUUCAGCUCCAGGGACAUGCGCGAGCUGUCUCUGAUGGAGGGGGACGUGGUGAAGAUCUACAGCAAGACGGGCGCCAAUGGCUGGUGGAAAGGCGAGGUCAAUGGCAGGGUGGGCUGGUUCCCAUCCACAUACGUCGAAGAAGAGGAAUGACCAAGGAGGCUGACUAUUGUUCCAAAUGGGAUUGACACCACGGAAACGCCAUAUUUCAGGCUCGGACAGCCAAAAACACUCUCUGUGCCUGUCUCUCUAGCCCUGCCUCCGAAACUCCAGGAGCUUUCUGCCAGUUACAAUUACAAAUGACCAACCAGCCUGGAGCUUUACAAGGGAGACCAUGGCUACCGGUCAGCCAGUCUGGACUGGCUUAGAGCUUAGAGCGUCCUCCUGGAGGAGACACUCAAACCCAGAUGACCUCAUUCCCUUCGUCACUCAGCCCUGCCCAUUUAUGCUGGAAGAUCCACCUCUGUUGAGUUCACCAUGCCCCCCUCCACCCAGCCACCCACAGACAGAACUUUCAGGGACUAAGUCAUAAUAGGGAAAAAGUCCCAGUGUUGUUUUUUUUCUGUUCCACCUCACACCUUCCUCUGUCCUGACCGACCUGCGUGUCCUACUUAGCUGAGGUAUUAUUGAUGGCAGUGCCUGCUGCCUGGUCUCUCCACCCGAAGUCUGUGGGAGCUGGGACACCAUCAACGCUAUGCCAUGUGACAUACCCCCCCUGUCCCCAACCCACCAUCAGUGCAGAUCAAAGUCAGCGCCCCGGAUCCACUGGCG